AUGAAACUCGCCGACCUAACAUGGACUGAGUUUUAUUCGAGACCAGAUCAGACGGUUUCGAAACGCCCGAGUUCUGUGGCGAAAUUCAUACAGCCGAGUAAGAAGGUUGUACCCAAUACGAACGUACUAGGUAAUGGUCGAGACUCUUAUACGGGAACGAGGAAUAAUAAAGGGAACAAAGGUGGAGGCAGAGGUGGCCAGGAGAACAAGCAUGUACAAGGUACUGAUGGUCACAAGAACCAUGCCAAUACUUGCGGGACCUUGGGCAACAAAUCUAUUCAGGCAGCCGAACCUCCUAAGCCAAAAUAUAAAGAGACCAAGGACUGUGCUGAGGCCGAUUGCAGCUGGCGCAUGACCCAACGUGAGCUGAAUGGACGCUGGAAUGGCACGCACGCAGAGAAAUGUAAACAUUUUAUUGCGAAGUGUGCAG
Sphaeroforma arctica JP610 is the source of this 430-nucleotide messenger RNA. RefSeq lists its product as hypothetical. The transcript has a single exon. The annotation marks the transcript as partial. NCBI's taxonomy places the organism in Eukaryota, Ichthyosporea, Ichthyophonida. The record is from RefSeq and is a predicted model, not a curated record.